Molecule: messenger RNA, 3386 nt
Organism: Cynoglossus semilaevis (tongue sole)
Lineage: Eukaryota; Metazoa; Chordata; Actinopteri; Pleuronectiformes; Cynoglossidae
Gene: inpp5ja
Product: inositol polyphosphate-5-phosphatase Ja
Exons: 13
Coding region: 461-2743 (760 amino acids)
Biological process (GO): phosphatidylinositol dephosphorylation; negative regulation of peptidyl-serine phosphorylation
Cellular component (GO): cytoplasm; ruffle; plasma membrane
Molecular function (GO): phosphatidylinositol-4,5-bisphosphate 5-phosphatase activity; phosphatidylinositol-3,4,5-trisphosphate 5-phosphatase activity
Source: RefSeq, a predicted model, not a curated record
AGAGAGAGAGAGGGGAAAGGAGGAGGAGGAGGAGGAGGAGGAGGAGGAAGAUGCCGCUGCUGCUCCGUCCGUCUGCGCUGCCUUCAUAGUCCUCUUCAUAGUCCCGUCCUCUGGGCAGGAUGAAGUACCGACACCAUCAUCAGCUGUGGUUUUGUAGUACAAACGUCGUGCACGAGCGCGGUCACGUCAGUCGCCUCGGUCUCCAGUCCUGAGUGACGGUCCCGCGGUUCGUCCGCUCUGCACCUGUCUGCGCGUGCGAGGCGGCGUAACAGACACGGAGCUCUGUCCAUGGUACCGACCGACCGACCGACCGACCGAGCGACCGGGUCGUAUGUGUUCCGCUGACCGCCUGCCUCAAACCGCGUCCGUUCGAUUAAUCGAGCCGAUAGAUGCAGGUGACCUGAGGCUGUGACGUCACCUUUGAGUUUCACCUUGGAGAAGACGAACGCUGGAAAGGUCCAUGGAAAAAAAAAUCAAAACUGACGUCCGUGGAGUCGGAGUGCAGUCUGGGACCUGUGGCACCGGUCCAGGUCUCCCGCCACAGCUCACGGUCCAGGAGUCGGCCGUGGUCGGUCCAGAUGUGCUGCACCGCCCCACCAGACUGGGCCGCGCCCCGGCUGGGACGGACAAAAUGGAUCCAGGUCAAACUGAACCAGUCUCUGCUCCAGAACCUCUGAGGAGCAUCAGCAGACCCAGACCCAGUGCUCUGAGAACCAGACCCGCUCCAAACCACCCCCCCAGGGACAUCGACCUGAUGCCAGUUUGCCUCCCCGCGCCCCACAAUGCCAACAUCCGGCCUCCGUCCCCGACAGAGGGCCCCCUCCCUCGUCACGGUCCUCAAAGUCCCAACGGUCCUCAGCCUCAGCUGGGCCCCACGUCCAGUCUCCUCCGGUCCAACCCCAACCCCAACCCCCCGGCCAGCCUCACCCCCCGGCCCAGCCCUGGUCCACAGACCCAGAGGACCAGCCCGCAUCAGAGCACCAAUCAGAGUCAAGGCCACGCCAUGAAGCCCGCAGGAGAGAACGGCGACUUCAGUGUCUACAUCGCCACAUGGAACGUGGGCUCGGCCGUCCCACCGGAUGACAUCACCGCUCUGUUUGGACCGAAUGUCUCAGAUGGCAGCGUGGACAUGUGUGUCAUCGGACUCCAGGAGGUGAACUCCAUGAUCAACAAACGCCUGAAGGACGCCCUCUUCUCAGACCAGUGGAGCGAGCUCUGCAUGGACACGCUCAGCCCUCUGGGAUACGUCCUGGUGGCGUCCCAGAGAAUGCAGGGAGUUCUCCUGCUGGUGUUCUCUAAAUCCGUCCACCUCCCGUUCCUCCGGGGCGUGCAGACACAGAAGACGCGCACGGGACUGGGGGGUUACUGGGGGAACAAAGGAGGCGUCAGUGCCAGGAUGACGGUUUUCGGACACCCGCUCUGCUUCCUGAACUGCCACCUGCCGGCCCACAUGAGGAACCUGGAGCAGAGGAUGGAGGACUUCGAGAGCAUCCUGCAGCAGCAGCAGUUUGAAGGCGGGGCCGCCACCGGGGUCCUGGACCACGAUGUGGUGUUUUGGUUUGGAGAUUUGAACUUCCGUAUCGAGGACUACGACAUCCACGUGGUGAAAUGUACCGUCGACAGUAACAAGCUUCCGCUGCUGUGGGAACGGGAUCAGCUGAACAUGGCUAAAAACACAGAGUCCAUCCUGGAUGGCUUCAUGGAGGGGGCGCUCAAGUUCCCGCCCACUUAUAAAUUUGAUGUGGGCACCAACACCUACGACACCAGUGCUAAGAAAAGGAAACCAGCCUGGACAGAUCGCAUCCUGUGGCGCCUUCGACGCACCGUCUCCCCGGUUCCUACCCACAAUGCAGCACUGCAGCGGGGUCUGACCUCAUGGCUGGGUGGGGCAACUAAAGUGACCCAGCAAACAUACGAGAGUCACAUGGGCUUCACCAUCAGCGAUCACAAGCCUGUUUCUGCCCUGUUUUCUUUACACUUCCCGUUCAAGGUGGAAAUUCCACUGGUGGAGUUUCAGGUCAACAAGGAGUGGAGUCAAGUCUCGGACGCUUCAGUUAGAUUCAGCGUUUCCUCCGGUUUUCAGCGCAGCUCGUGGGACUGGGUGGCGCUGUACAAGCUUGGAUUCAGACACCACAAAGAUUACCAGGCGUAUGUGUGGGCCAAGGGAGAACAUGCGACACAGGUGACGUUUCCAGAGGAAGAUCUGCCCAGAGAGGACUGUGAAUACCUUCUUGGCUACUUCAGCCACAACAUGAACAGUAUUGUUGGACUGUCAACACCCGUUCAGAUCAAAAUCCCAGUCUGCAGCCCUCCCAUUGGACGCUCCGACAGCUCUGACGUCAGCUCAGAAGACGACAGCACUCUUGUCCUGCUGGCUCCAAACUCCCGCAGCCCCAGCCCUAAAACCGGGAAACACCAUCAGCGCCACAGACACAGCCGCAGUCCUGCAGUUCCUGCUCUGACCUCCAACCCUCUCCCGUCACUCCAGAGCCUCAGCCUCUGCCCUCGCCCUAAAGAAGGCCAGGCAUCGAGCCGCUCACCCUGCUCCACUGCCAAGAAGGAACGGCUGGUGUCGCCCAACACUGUGCCUUCACCAUCUAUCAGUCCGCUGAGUCCCCGCAGCCCCGUGUCUCCAGGCGGUGGCGUGAGUGUACCAGAGGCGUUGAUCGCCGCCAUCAUAGGUGAACACAGACCAGCUCAGGUUAGCCCCACGGGAAUCAAACAGAUCGGGAAACCAGGGUAAAGCUAACACCACGUCACGGGGCUGUCACUUUGACAAAUGACGUUCGAAUAAGUUCACGAUCCAGUUUAAACACGUCUUGUAAUGAAUAAGACAAUCUGCGGUCAUUUUAGCCUGAUCCAGCAGAGGGUGCUCUAAGCACAGCUCUCUCUGACCAAACAAACAAAAAAAAGAAAGAAAGAAAAUGAUGCUAGCUAGUUUCUUUCUCUAAACACAGGAGUCUUCAACCUCUACCACAAAUAGAUAACGUUUUUAAAUCAAUCAGUGCGUCAUCAAAUAUCGCAAAAAUACUUUAAUAAUUAUUAAUUAAUUAUUGUUAGUUAAUUACGAUCUCAUUAACGUGUUUCCCAGGCUAAGUGCUACGAGCCCCACGUCGCAGACUCUGGGCCAAAAAAAUGUCUCAUCAAAGUUGAAUAAAUGACAGCCCUGGUUUUAGAAAUGAUCUACGGUCGGACGAUUUUUGGCAAACAUUGCGCAGUUCACGCUCGGAUCUCACGCUGCCAGAUUGGACCAUGUGUCCAGACUGCUGGAGACAAGUGCUUUUAAAGACUCAGAAGUAGUUAAAAAAAAAAGAAGUAAUAUCUGACCUAACCUGUGACAGAUGUCGUACCUGGUUAUUGAAAGCAAUAUUUGUAAAAAAAAAAAA